This is a messenger RNA of Thelazia callipaeda (thelaziosis nematode), 1935 nucleotides long. The record is from the annotation of a GenBank genome assembly. NCBI's taxonomy places the organism in Eukaryota, Metazoa, Nematoda, Chromadorea, Rhabditida, Thelaziidae.
AUGCUUCACUUGGGUGAAUCCCAUGUAAUCUUUGAGGCGGGGAACGCACUGUCUGAUAUUUUCUACGAUGAUUUUCACAAAAAAAUUGUGAUAGUUCGUGGUAAAGAUGUCGUAGAAGUAAAAGUUUAUGGACUGGAAUCAGACGAAGUUCUAACAUUUCAACUGAAAAAAACGAGCAAAAUUCGGAUUAUCAAAUUUUCUCCUGAUAAACACUGUAUUUCUGUGCAGUCUGAUGAAUCUGUUGUUGAUUUUGUGAAUUUCGCUACUUGUGAAGAAGGCAUAUUAUCCGUCUCUUUCUCGCAACGAACAAAAAAUCGCUCAGCACGUGUUAUUGGUUUGGAAUGGCUACAAAAUAAACAAAUUUUGUUUAUAACUAAUCAGGGCUUUGAAAUGCGUCAAGUCAGCAUGGAAAAACGAUCUGCCAAACUUCUGAGAUCACACAAUAUUUCGAUGUACUGGUAUUUAUAUCACCCUUAUUCACAGUUGCUUAUCGCGUCUUCUGGGGUUGGUGGUGCUUUGCUGACUCCGUUUAUCAUUCAGACUGGAAGCAUACAACAAUUAGCAAAGUGUGAAGUAGAUUUUGGUCAUUCUAAUGUUAAACCGCGAUUGUUGGAACGAGAAGUAUUUAUUAUAUCCAUUUACUGCAUAUUGUACAUAGCAGUGUUGCGUAGCAGUACUCGUGGUUCGAUCAGUUCUGACAUUGUUUUGUAUAAAAUAAAUGUGGAUGUAACAGAACCACCGCGAUUGGCACACAUUUUAUGUCUUGAUUUAGUGGGCGCAUUUGCGUUGCAUGUAUUGAAUAAUGUGAUUGUUGUACAUCAUCAAAGCUCAAAAACAUCUCUGAUUUUCGAUAUUGGUUUAGACGACACAGAACAGUUCAGUUGUGUCUCUCAUCAUCCUCUUUUCAAAGCUUCAUUGGAUUGUUCAGUUUCCUUGCAGACCAAAUUCAAUCAUCAAUUUCCGUUGUAUAGUCCCUCCUGGGUUACUUUUCAGCCUAAUUUCAUUGCAGAUGCUCACAUUGGUAUCUUCACAUCUGUUAAAUUGAAUCUCAGGGAAGCGGAAAAUUAUAUCAGUGAUAAAUAUCAAUAUUUGCGUUUCCUGUAUAAUCGAGGUGUAACUAAGGCUACAUUUUUGGAAAAUUUAAAGCCUCUGAUGGCUUCAAACAAGCUGAAGCUAAAGCAAAUAGCACACAUUUUUACCUGGAUUGCGAAAGGAAUUGUCAAACGUUCACAUCCAGUACUGAAGCAUAGUAGUAGUGGUGGGAAAUGUGCUCUGUUAGCUGAACCGUAUGAAGAAAUUAUAAUUGAACAAGAUGAUGUUGUUGGUAAUUUGUUCUUGUUACCAGAUGAUUAUUCACGAGUACAGAAGCAACGCUUUCUACAAUAUAUGUUGCAGUAUCUCACAGUUUUGCAGGAAAAUAAGAUAGAAGCUCAGCCCUAUUUCUUGCAUGAAGUCUUAAUACCUACUACGAUUUCGACAGGUCAAUUAGAAAGACUUCAUCAGCUUCUCUUGUACCGCGUUAUUCCAGACUCCAAACAACUUGCGUUCCAGCUUCUAUCGCAUGAAGCAAAAUACCCACCGCUAGUGCAGCUGGCUCUAGAUAUGCUUUCUAGGCUUGGUACCGCUUCUGAAGAGAUAGUCGAAGUUUUAAUAGCCAGAAACCUAGCUGUUGAAGCCAUAAGAUUUCUGGAAAGCGUACAACUAGUGGACAAAAUAAAUUGCCUAAAACUCAUCGAAAAUGCAUGGAAGGAGGACCGCAUAGUCCGUUAUGCUGUAUUUUCAUAUUUUCUAGAACGAGGACCGAAAUCUCGAAAUACUGCUAACUCUCAACAAUUCGAUGAAUUUUUGAAGAAAUUUGAAGCAUUAUUCAAAGAUAAUGAUGCUGAGACCACUAUAAAAGGACUUGAAACCAGUAAUAUUAAUCCAACUGAAUGA